Molecule: messenger RNA, 1364 nt
Organism: Linepithema humile (Argentine ant)
Lineage: Eukaryota; Metazoa; Arthropoda; Insecta; Hymenoptera; Formicidae
Source: RefSeq, a predicted model, not a curated record
AUGGGUUGCAUCCAUUCCACUAUCAACGGGUGCAACAACUUUUUCCAAGAGACGAAAUACAACGCAUCACCUUUUGCGAAGAUUGGGCCAUAUUUCCUUCCGCCGCGUCUCAACGGACAGACGUACGCGCAGUUCAUUGAAAAUGAAUUGCCCGUACUUCUGGAAGAUAUACCUUUACAAACGCGGCUAAGGCUGAUUUAUCAGCAUGAUGGAGCUCCCGCACAUUAUUCCCGUCGUACGCGGGAAAUUUUAGAUGCGCGAUAUCCUGACAGGUGGAUAGGUCGUGGCGGCCCAAUCAAUUGGCCAGCACGUUCGCCAGAUUUGAACGUACUGGACUACUUUAUUUGGGGAUACAUAAAAGCUGCGGUAGAACAUUGUCGCAAUGGUACCGAAGAUGAGAAUAUUAUGUUGCAUAAUACUUCUUGGGCUUCUGACUACCUGAUGGUGUUCAAAGAGUGCAAUUUACUUAAGAACAUCGAAUUGAUUGACAUUGCGCGAAUGCCAAAAGCUACAGAUAUUAAGAAAUUAAUUUUUUCAUCAUACAAAAACUUGAACUCGACCUUGAAAAAAUAUCAUCUAAACGGUUUCGAAAAUUUAAAAUCUCUGAGAAUAGAGAGCUACAACAUACACCAUGUGGACAAAGAUCUGUUAGCCAAUUCGCAAAAAUUACAGACCCUUUACAUAACAAACACCAACUUAAAAUCUUUGGCCGUUGAAUUUUUUGAUUUUACCCCCGAAUUAAAUUGGCUCUAUUUGAGGAAUAACAGUUUGAGACGGAUAGAAUCCACCACAUUUGAUAAGCUGACAAAUUUAAUACAUCUGGAUCUACGUAAGAAUUAUUUAACCGAGUUCCCAGCGGGCAUUUUCGACAAACUUGUCGCUCUGAGACACCUCGAUGUGUCAAUGAAUGACUUAUCCAGUUUACCAGAAAAUAUAUUCGCAAAGCUGGAAAACCUUAACAAUCUUUUUCUAGAAGGGAACAAUUUUACAAAUCUGCCAAAAGAUCUUCUACAGAACAAUACAAAAUUGGCAAGAGUUUACUUAAAUGACAACAGUAGAAAUUUGACUUUAUUGGAUGGAUUUUUUAGCAAUUUAACGAAAGUGAAACAUUUGAAACUGAUGAACAAUGGACUAAUCACUUUACCGAAAGAUCUCUUUUGGGGAUCAUCGUCGCUGGAAGAGAUUGUAUUGAGUAACAAUUACCUCCAAUCUUUGCCCGUAAAAAUAUUUCGAGAUUUGUCAUACUUAGAAAUAUUGGAAUUGGAUUCUAAUUAUCUAGAAGCUUUACCGGAUAAUAUUUUCAACGAUACCGGUUUAUUAAAUAUAUUGAAUUUAUCAAAUAAUUGCAUUACUACCAUUUCUGA